AUGGAGCGCUGCCCUGGAUCACCAAGAGCAGGGUGUGGAAGAGGCAAUGACUCUGGGCGGCUCUGGGCAGAGGGGGCAGCCUACCGGCAUAUCUCAGACAUGCUCCCCGAGGCGGGUUCCCUGUGGCUGCUGCGGCUGCUCCGAGACCUCCAGCUGGCCCAGUUUUACCGGCCCAUCCUGGAGGAGCUUAACGUGACUCGGCCGGAGCACUUCGACUUUGUAAGAGCUGAAGAUCUGGAUGGCAUUGGCAUGGGCCGGCCUGCCCAACGUAGACUGGCUGAAGCUCUGAAGAGGCACCGUUCGGGGCUCAAGUCUAAGAACUGGGUCUACAAGAUCCUUGGGGGCUUUGCCUCUGGGCAGAAGGAGACCACCCCACCCUCAGAUAGCCUUCCAUCCCUCCCUGAGCCAGAUGGGAGACUCAAGUGUCUGAUCCCCGACCAGGCUGUGUGCCGAGGGGAGCUUCUGGGCUCCGGCUGCUUUGGCAUGGUGCACCGAGGGCUGUGGACACUACCCAGCGGCCAGACUGUCCCAGUGGCUGUCAAGUCCCUCCGGGUGGGUCCCGAAGGUCCCGAGGGCACUGAGCUAGAGGACUUCCUGAGAGAAGUGUCUGUCAUGAUGAACUUGGAGCAUCCACACGUGCUGCGUCUGCACGGCCUUGUACUAGGCCAGCCUCUGCAGAUGGUGAUGGAGCUGGCGCCCCUGGGCUCCCUGCACGCGCGUCUGACAGCCCCAGCCCCCACGCCCCCGCUGGCCCUGGCCUUGCUCUGCCUCUUCCUGCGGCAGGUGGCGGGGGCCAUGGUGUACCUGGGGGCCCGUGGGCUGGUCCACCGAGACCUGGCCACGCGCAACCUGCUACUGGCUUCACCGCGCACCAUCAAGGUGGCUGACUUCGGGCUGGUGCGACCGCUGGGCGGCGCCCGGGGCCGCUACAUCAUGGGUGGGCCCCGCCGCAUCCCCUUUGCAUGGUGUGCGCCCGAAAGCCUGCGCCACGGGGCCUUCUCAUCUGCCUCGGACGUGUGGAUGUAUGGGGUGACGCUGUGGGAGAUGUUCGCUGGGGGCGAGGAGCCCUGGGCCGGGGUCCCGCCAUACCUCAUCCUGCAACGGCUGGAGAAGGACCGAGCCCGCCUGCCCAGGCCUCCUCUCUGCUCCAGGGCCCUCUACACCCUGGCCUUGCGCUGCUGGGCCUACCACCCUGCUGACCGGCCCACCUUUUCCGACCUAGAGGGGCUGCUCCAAGAGGCCUGGCCUCCUGAGGGACGUUGUGUGAGGGAGGUCAUGGAGCCUGGUGCCCUGAGGAUGGAACCUGGUGACCCCAUCACUAUCAUCGAGGGCAGCCCUGACUCCACAACUUGGAAGGGCCAGAACGGUCGCACAUUCAAAGUGGGCAGCUUCGCAGCCUCGGCGGUGACACUGGUAGACCUACCAGCCACCCGCCCCGUCCUCAGAGGCACCCCUGCCCGGGGAGAGCGACACCAGAGAAACGCAGAUGGGGACAGAGGGAAGGCAAAGCUUCAGGAUGCCCCUCAGGCUCGGGGCCAGAGAAGGAAUGUGGCUCUGCAGAGGACUAAAGGCAUUUCCAAGAGUCUGGAGUCGGUUCUUUCCCUGGGUCCCCGUCCCACAGGAGGCGGGUCGAGUCCCCCUGAACUUCGACAUGCCAGAACUGGGCCCCAGGGACCCCCAGGCCGGUCACCCCGUCUUCCCAUGGCUGCCAGCUCUUCCCAGCCUCCCAGGGAGCGGCCUCCCUGGCCCAAAAGAGAAUCUCCCCACAGUCACCCCGUAGGAGCACCUGGAGCCAGCAAAGCCACCAUCCCCUCCGGAGGACCCUUGUCUGACCCCGAGCUGCAGAGGAGGGUUAUGGAGGUAGAGCUGAGCGUGCACGGAGUCACCCACCAGGAGUGCCAGGCUGCUCUAAGAGCCACUGGGGGAGAUGUGGUUUCUGCCAUACGGAACCUCAAGGUAGAGCAGCUCUUCUACCUCAGCAGCUGGUCCAGAGCAGACUGCCGGCGCAUCCUGGAGCGUUACCAGUGGGACCUCUCGGCUGCCAGCCGCUAUGUCUUGGCCCGGCCCUGAGCUCCGUUCCUUUGGGCACAGACACCAGACAGACCAAGGGCUAGCCACAUGAGACAAGGCAGAAGCAGAACAAGGUCCCAACAGGCCUGUGGUAGGUA
Messenger RNA from Budorcas taxicolor (takin), 2168 nucleotides. RefSeq names its product tyrosine kinase non receptor 1 (gene TNK1). The record is from RefSeq and is a predicted model, not a curated record. NCBI's taxonomy places the organism in Eukaryota, Metazoa, Chordata, Mammalia, Artiodactyla, Bovidae. The coding region runs from base 1 to 2070 and encodes 689 amino acids. Gene Ontology annotation, cellular component: basal plasma membrane; signaling receptor complex. Gene Ontology annotation, biological process: positive regulation of cell population proliferation; cell surface receptor protein tyrosine kinase signaling pathway; multicellular organism development. The transcript has 14 exons. Gene Ontology annotation, molecular function: transmembrane receptor protein tyrosine kinase activity; ATP binding.